AUGUCUCAAUAUAUUUGCUAUAACAGCUCGGGGCCAGCGAUCAGCGCCGAGUUGAGAAGCGGGCAAUUUGAUGUGAAAAAGAUGGCCUACGAGACGAUAACAUGUCGAAUGUCUCGAAGUGAUCCCUCGAUUCCAUGGGGUUUCACUGUGCGAUCACAGGGAAACGAAGUACAAAUCGCUAGUAUCAAUGUCGAUUCUUUAGCUGAUAAAGCUGGCCUCAAGCAUGGCGAUAUCGUUGAUCAGGUAAGCGGUCGUCGCUGCACGGGAGUCGCCGACGUUCAGCGGGAAAUCGAUGGGAGAACGAUGGAGAUGAGUAUGAAUUUGAGGAGAUUCAUGUCCCAUCCACCAGCACUCCCUUGGUCACUCCAAGAAGGAGCCGAUAACAAGCUUCAUGUGCAAGGAUUUGGAUCGAAUUUUGACAAUGGCAACACUACCGCUGUCUCAGCCUCUUCAAAAUCGUCGUGGGAAAAUCCUGCCUAUAAAACAAACCCGGCCUCUGAAAACUAUUCAACUCGAUACGAGACAACAAACUCGAGCUUCUCCGAGUCGAAGAAUAACUCGGGAGGAAAUGCGAUUUCGGCAACUCCAAUCGCUCUUCCACCGCCUUCAUCUGGUCCGUACACUUAUCAACAUCACGAAGCUUCGAAAUCGGAAAGCAAGACUUCAUCCGGACCAGGAGUCAACCCAGCGGACAACUACAAUGUGUCGAGUCGGAGUGAAUGGAGUUCCGGAAACCCGCCAGCUGGCUUUGAUUUUAAAAACUCAAUGAGCACUUCUGGGCCAGGCUCCAAUCCAGCUGACAACUACAACGUGUCCAGCUCAUCGAAUUGGACCAACACAUCUGGCAACCCACCACCGAAUUUCAACCCGAAUGCUCCAUUUCCAGCGUUGACCACAGCUCCAUUUGGUAGCUCGACUACUGGGGGAUUCAGCAAUCAAACCACGCGACCAUAUGACUCGGGAUUCGGCGCUAGUGGAGGCGGUUUUGGAUCGGGCGCAGGAUCCGGGCAAGGCCGUGCUCCAGGUGGUCAAGGCGCUCCGCACGGAGGAGCUCCGUACGGAGGAUCUCCCUACAUUGGCGGUGGUUAUGGAGGUGGAUCGGGAGUACCGGGAGGACAGGGAACUGGUAGUGGACGAAGAGCUCAAUUUGCUCCCGACGUGAACUACAACGACCAGAGCUACAUCCAGCGAGGCGGCGCUGGUCAGCCGUCGCCUUUUCAAAAAGCUCGCUCGCUGUCUCCUGCCUCAAAACUGCUCUAUCACGGCUCGCCGCGAACUCGAAAGGAGCUCUCUCCCGGGGCCUCCGUUCAUCAUUUGCAAUACAAUUCACCGAUGAACCUCUACUCGACUCAAUCGGCUGCCGAGCAAUUCUCCCAACAAACCGGACUGCCUGUUGGUCAAUAUCCCCAUUCCGGCGCUCCAUACCUCAGCUCGGCCACUCGACAGGCGAUCGCUGAAGAGGAAGGAGCUCGUUUUGCUCGUGGCACUUCCCCAACUUGUUCCCCAUGCUUCAAACGGAUCAGCAACGCUGUCGGAACCCCGGUGAAC
Mesorhabditis belari is the source of this 1548-nucleotide messenger RNA. Lineage: Eukaryota; Metazoa; Nematoda; Chromadorea; Rhabditida; Rhabditidae. The record is from the annotation of a GenBank genome assembly.